Molecule: messenger RNA, 1638 nt
Organism: Symbiodinium natans
Lineage: Eukaryota; Dinophyceae; Suessiales; Symbiodiniaceae
Source: the annotation of a GenBank genome assembly
AUGUAUGCGGUGUUGCAGGUCUUCGUGGACAAGGGCACCCCCGACGGUCACAAGAUCACCAUGCACGGCAAGGCCGAUGAAGCUCCCGGCGCUGAGCCCGGGGACGUUGUCGUGGUGGUCAGGCAGCAGGAACACAGCCAGUUCCUGAGAAAAGAGGCCGACCUCUACAUGCAGGUUGAGCUGAGCCUGGCACAGGCCCUGACUGGCUUCAGGAUCGUUGUGAGCCACCUCGAUGGGCGGAAGCUUUUGGUGCGCAACAAGACGGGAGAGGACUGCUGGUGCAACGACGCGUGCCAGGCUCAUGGCGACUGCUGCUCUGACUUUGCGGUUGAAUGCGGGGGCGAGAAGCCCGCAGAAUGCGAGAAGUGUGGAAGCUACACCUGCGACGAGUGGAUCGAGUGGGGUGCUGGCAAGUACACCUGCGAAUCUCUCGGCCGCGACUGGGGAUGCAAGUGCGCAGGAUGCAAGUGCGGUGGUGGCAGUGCGCAGACGACGUUGUCACUGCUCUCUGAAGACAAGUACCCAGAGGCUCGGUGUCUGGACGGCAGCAUGGCCGGCUACUACAUACGCCCAGGCCAGGAGAAGGACAAAUUCCUGCUCCACCUCGAGGGUGGCGGCUGGUGUUAUGACCAGAACUGCAAAGCCCCCAGCGCCGAUGGCACUCUCAUGGACUGCCGGAAGCGCUCUGGCGGACAUCUCGGCUCCAGCAAACGCUGGGCACAAACCAAAUCGGCGGACUUUCUUUCGGGAUAUCUGAGCGCAGACCCAAAGGUGAACCCGGUCUUCAGCACCUGGACUCUCGUGUACGUUCCCUACUGUGAUGGGGCGAGCUUCACUGGCAACUCGGUGGUUGACGACCUGCACUUCAAGGGCGAACAGAUCUUGAAGGCUGUUCUGACUGAGCUUGAAUCCAAGGAAGGUAUCCUUGAAGCGUCCCGCGUCGUAGUGAGUGGAGGCAGUGCAGGUGCCAGUGCUGUCUACUUCCACGCGGACUACAUUGCCAAGCGUCUCAAGGAAGGUGGCAAGCAGAUGGAAGUCCUGGCCCUACCCGACGCGGGAUUUUUCCUCGACGUGCCGGACCACCAAGGAGUCCGUUGCUGGCCGAACCAGAUGAUCAGCCUUUUCAACGUUUCGGGCGGCUACAGCAGCCUGCAUGCUGGCUGCCUCGAAAAGUAUACGUCUGAGCCGUGGCGGUGCCUCUUCCCUGAGUACUUUGUGGAUCUCAUACAGACUCGGCUUUUCAUCGUCAACAGCCUCUAUGACUCGUCCGAAAUCACCUAUUCUCUGGGGCUGGACUGCUGCCCGGGGAGCUGCCCCUACUGGAAGCGCCCCUGCACGCCGGCGGAGAUGCAGCAGUACGACAGCUUGCGCUCGGGUCACCUUACGGGAUGGAAGGCCAGGUCGCGGAGGGUUAAGGGGGGGGGGGGGGGGGGGGGCAUCUACAUCCAGGCCUUAUCAAAAGUUCGGUAUUUCGGGAGAAGCGCGCUAUCAAUGCAGCUCACGGCUGCAUGUGCUGCAGGAUCAAGGACAGACAGUUUGAGGCCCUGCAAGGAGGAUUUGAAUCCUUCGGUCCGGCACACGCUCAAUCCCCGAACUCUGAAAGGUCUCAUACCCCUUUGCUUCCCCAUGCCCAAGUGA